Molecule: messenger RNA, 5763 nt
Organism: Tachysurus vachellii
Lineage: Eukaryota; Metazoa; Chordata; Actinopteri; Siluriformes; Bagridae
Gene: tnpo2a
Product: transportin 2a
Exons: 26
Coding region: 128-2833 (901 amino acids)
Biological process (GO): protein import into nucleus
Cellular component (GO): nucleus; cytoplasm
Molecular function (GO): small GTPase binding; nuclear import signal receptor activity
Source: RefSeq, a predicted model, not a curated record
AAACAACGCAACCAUUAGAAGGUUAGAAGCGCUUCCGGCUUAGGGGCUUUGUGAGCGCGGCUUCAUUCGCUCUCACACUGUUGCAUGCGUCUGUUUCAGCUCAACAGGCCUCCGCACACGGUGUCUGAUGGAGUGGCAGCCAGAUGAACAAGGACUCCAGCAGGUCCUUCAGCUCCUGAAAGACUCUCAGUCCCCAAACACGGCCACACAGAGAGCUGUGCAGCAAAAACUAGAGCAGCUGAACCAGUUUCCAGAUUUCAACAACUAUCUCAUCUUCGUCUUGACUCGACUAAAAUCUGAGGAUGAGCCGACACGGUCACUCAGCGGUCUGAUUCUGAAGAACAACGUAAAGGCCCACUACCAGAACUUUCCACCAGCAGUGGCAGACUUCAUCAAGCAGGAAUGUCUGAGCAACAUUGGGGACCCUUCUCCCCUCAUUCGCGCUACAAUCGGUAUCCUGAUCACAACCAUCGCCUCUAAAGGGGAGCUGCAGACGUGGCCCGAGCUGCUGCCUCAGCUCUGCAGCCUGCUCAACUCAGAAGAUUACAACACAUGCGAGGGAUCAUUUGGUGCCCUGCAGAAGAUAUGUGAAGACUCCUCUGAGCUGCUGGACAGUGAUGCAUUGAACCGGCCUCUAAACAUCAUGAUCCCUAAAUUCCUGCAGUUCUUCAAGCACUGUAGCCCUAAGAUUAGAUCUCAUGCUAUUGCUUGUGUGAACCAGUUUAUCAUUGGUCGAGCUCAAGCUCUGAUGGACAAUAUCGACCCCUUUAUCGAGAGUCUAUUUGCGCUGGCUGCAGAUGAAGACUCUGAGGUCAGAAAGAAUGUUUGUCGAGCACUGGUCAUGCUGCUUGAGGUCCGAAUUGACCGCCUUAUCCCACACAUGCACAGUAUUGUUCAGUACAUGCUACAGCGCACACAGGACCCGGAUGAGAACGUGGCUCUGGAGGCUUGUGAGUUUUGGCUCACGCUAGCUGAACAACCCAUCUGCAAAGAAGUUCUGUCUGGACAUCUGGUUCAACUGAUUCCUAUACUGGUAAAUGGAAUGAAGUACUCUGAAAUCGACAUAAUCCUGCUGAAGGGUGACGUGGAGGAGGAUGAGGCUAUUCCGGACAGCGAACAAGACAUUAAACCACGUUUCCACAAAUCUCGAACAGUCACCCUACAGCACGAGGGAGGUGAGGGAGAGGAGGGGGAGGACAUUGAUGAAGACGAUGAUGACGACGAUGACACGCUCUCUGACUGGAAUCUACGUAAAUGCUCAGCUGCAGCACUGGACGUGUUGGCGAAUGUGUUCCGGGAUGAGUUGCUACCCCACCUGCUCCCUCUGCUGAAGGACUUGCUGUUUCAUCCCGAUUGGGUGAUCAAGGAGUCUGGCAUCCUGGUUCUGGGUGCCAUUGCUGAGGGGUGUGUGCAGGGAAUGGUUCCCUACCUGCCAGAGUUGAUUCCUCACUUAAUUCAGUGUCUCUGUGAUAAGAAAGCUCUGGUGCGCUCCAUCGCCUGCUGGACGCUGAGUCGCUACGCUCACUGGGUGGUGAGCCAGCCGCCUGACUCCUACCUCAAACCACUCAUGACUGAGCUACUCAAACGCAUUCUUGAUGGCAAUAAGAGGGUGCAGGAGGCUGCCUGCAGUGCGUUUGCGACUCUGGAGGAGGAGGCAUGCACAGAGCUUGUUCCCUAUCUUGGCUUUAUUCUGGACACACUGGUCUUUGCUUUUGGAAAAUACCAGCACAAGAACCUGCUCAUUCUCUAUGAUGCCAUUGGGACACUGGCUGACUCUGUGGGCCAUCAUCUCAAUCAGCCUGAAUAUAUCCAGAAGCUGAUGCCUCCUCUCAUCCAGAAAUGGAAUGAGCUGAAAGACGAGGACAAGGAUCUGUUCCCUUUGCUGGAGUGUCUAUCAUCAGUGGCCACAGCUCUGCAGAGUGGCUUCCUGCCCUACUGUGAACCAGUGUAUCAGCGCUGUGUCACUCUGGUGCAGAAAACCCUCGCUCAGGCAAUGAUGUAUAACCAGCACCCAGAGCAGUAUGAGGCUCCUGAUAAGGACUUCAUGAUUGUGGCUCUGGAUCUCCUGAGUGGCUUGGCCGAGGGCCUUGGAGGUCAUGUUGAGAGACUGGUGGCUCGCAGCAACAUUAUGACUCUCCUCUUCCAGUGCAUGCAGGACACUAUGCCAGAGGUAAGGCAGAGCUCAUUUGCUCUUUUGGGAGAUCUGACCAAGGCCUGCUUCCUUCAUGUCAAACCCUGCAUUUCCGAGUUCAUGCCUAUUUUGGGGCUAAACCUGAACCCAGAGUUCAUUUCUGUGUGUAAUAAUGCCACCUGGGCCAUCGGUGAGAUCUCCAUACAGAUGGGCUCAGGUGACAGGAAGCAGGGAGGUGAUUGUACAGGUGCAGAGAUGGAGCCAUAUGUGGGGCUGGUGCUUAACAACCUGGUAGAGAUUAUAAAUAGACCCAAUACUCCCAAGACUCUUCUGGAAAACACGGCCAUUACGAUUGGUCGACUGGGAUACGUUUGCCCUCAGGAGGUGGCACCCAUGCUGCCUCAGUUCAUACGUCCUUGGUGCCAGUCACUCAGAAACAUCAGGGACAAUGAAGAGAAAGAUUCAGCUUUCAGAGGCAUCUGUUUAAUGAUUGGGGUAAAUCCUGGAGGUGUGGUACAGGACUUCAUUUUCUUCUGUGAUGCUGUGGCAUCUUGGGUGAACCCCAAAGACGACCUGCGAGACAUGUUCUACAAGAUCUUGCAUGGCUUUAAAGACCAGGUUGGCGAGGAGAACUGGCAGCAGUUCUGUGAGCAGUUCCCCCCACAGCUGAAGGAGCGGCUAUCGGCCUGCUAUGGCGUUUAGAUGCCCCUCUUCACUGACACAGGACACGCCUGUUAGGUUGAUUCUCCGGGAGGGUCACUGGGGGAACUCAUCCAUGUGUGUGUAUUGCCCUGCUGCUGGAGGGGGGAGGCUGGCACGACGAUCAUCCCUGCACCCUGUGUCUGUGUGAGGGAGGGUGGGAAGGGUGGGAGGGGGUUAGGGGAAGCCAACCUCUGCAUCAAACGCUGCGGUUUAGCGUCCCGCGCUCUGAGUAGGAAUUUUAAAUAAAAAUGGAAGCAAAAAGGGAUCUAGGCUGGGAUAGAGGGAGGGAGGGAACUCGUAGGCAGGGCUUGCCACCUGAUAACUCCACUGCUCUCUUCUGCUGCAAGAGAGCACUAUCGGGAGGGGGGAGGCUGGGUGGCACCAAUGUACCCACCAAAAGUACAGUCUAGUCUAAGCCCUGGCACCUCGACUAGACGCCUAUAGCACACAAGCGCAUUCAGUAGACCGGCACACUUGUUAGACAAGCUUAAGGCAACCUGUUGCCCGGGUGGUAUUUCUGUAAUGCAUUCAUAAGAAAACUACAAUACCCUAAAAUGUAUUGGUUGACCACAUCAAUACUAAAAUGACUUUUAACCACAGGGAUUGUUGGCUAGAGGUAAGGCACGAGAUAUUUAUACCAAUAGGGAGAUAAGUACUAGCACCUUUUUAAAAUACGUGAUUAUUACCAGUAAGUACAGUGCAUAUUGUCUCGCUUUCAGGCUGUUUUGCAUAUUUUCAAGCUGUUGUCAUUGUAACCACUUUGCAGCUGGCAGUUAAGGUCCAUUAUUCUCCCCGGCAGAGUGUUUCGUGUUGACUCUUAUUCUGCUGUAACCAGAACAACCUUCAGGAACUGUAACUCUAGUGCUCACUGUUUUUUCCUUUCUUAUGCUUGCUUAGAUAAGGGAAUGAUAAAGGUUUGCAUGACUCUGGACCCUUGGAGAAAUCAGUGCAAUGUGCAGGUGUCAAGUUAUUUUUAUUUUUUUUUUUUGUUUUCUUUUUUUCUUUUUUUUUUUAAUUUCUUUUUAACUCAGAGAAUCUCACUGUACAGUGUUAGCAGGUGUAGCUUUAUUGUGAAUCUUCUGUUAGGUCAGUGCGGAUCGAUGUUCCAUUUCCUUCUUCAGCAGUAGUUUGUGAGCCGCGUUCACAUCUAGAUUUACUCCACUAAGAAACCAUACUGCAGCCUGACCUUCCUGUAAAUUAAGAGAAUGCGCUGCUAAUGCUUUUAAAAGCAUAUGUUAUGAAUUAAAUGUUAAGGUGUCCGAACCCAUUAAGGAGUUUUAAUGCACUUUCUCUUAUAUGGAAUUUCACACAGCAAUCCAGCUGGCUGCAUUAAUGUCCGACCUGGUUAAAGGCGGGCUCCACGUAAUGACACAUUCACAGUGCGAUAAAGAUUAAAUGGUGGCACACAAGCAAGCGCGUAAAGCGUUUAACUGGUAGUCGACUGUACUGACAGCUUUUAUGUAACCACAUUAGACUGGUUAGAACAUUUGAUAAAGCCAUGUGUAGGCAUGUCAAUGGCGUAGAUGAUAUAAAUGCCUAGUCUAAUUAAGUGGCAAAUUUCUUCCAAGCUUAAAAGACUAAUUUGUUCAUUUCACUAUGUGCACUGUGAUUCAACUUGUAGUUUAACGUAAAAGCAAACGAGUGUCUCAAACUUUUAAUGAAGGAAAGUUUUUUGUGUAGCUAUGGCUAGGCACUUAAUGCCGAAUUAAAAUUUUCUUGUACAUCUUGAUAAGACAAACACAGGUUAUGAGAUGCAUUGAAGAAUUGCACUGUUUCCCAGACAAAGCCCAUAAACACUUGCAGUUUGUUCAGUGUGUUUGCCAUAUUAAGCUGACUUGACCUGAGGCCUUAUAGGAUGCACACUUGACUCAUCUCUGCACAAUCCUACAUAUUUGGCAUUAAUACCAAAAACGUACAAAAAGCAGAGGCUGUUUAUAUAGCCAUAAAAGCAAUAGCCAUGUCUCUGCUACAUUGCAGACGCUCGUGUGUCUUUGAGGUCCUCCAGGUUUGUGUUGUCUUAAUUAAACUCGAUGUAAAGUAAGUUUAGCAUGCAUGAAAUGAAGACUCAGUGUGGUGCUUGUAUAACGUCUUUUCUUCUGGAUUUAAGUUCCUGUGAUGAAAUCAUUUGACCACCACUGAGCCAGUAAUGUGUGAUUUGAAGUACCGUUUCAAAUUUAUUUGCUUCUUCAAUAAUAGCAUUGACAAUCUACUGAGCAUCCACUGUCUACUCUUUUGCAAGCUGCUCCUUCCUCAGGAAGUAAGGAAAUGAUGAGUCAAAUUUUGUUUGAUAGGAAUUCAGAGGAGGGGGAUAACACCAAGUAAUCAAGAAUUUUCUGCACGUUGUUUUCUAUCUAUAAACCGAUCUAUUGUUAAGUAAUUAAUGUUGAAGUAAUUUGAAGUUCAUCCUAAUGUGUGCAGGCCAGCCAAACCAAUUCUAAUCAGACAAAAAUAUCUGCUGUGAUCUCCGUUACAACAAAUACAUUUUCUUAAACAAUGCACAGCAAAUUUCUUCUGCAAUAUGAUUUUGUCCACAUGUGCUUUUUUAUUUUAUUUAUUUUUUUUGUUUUUUUGUUUAUUUUAUUUUGAUUAUAUUUUGUGUUUUAUAAGCACAAAGAUUUAUUUGGACUUUAAAAGUUUUUUUAAUUAUUUUCUUUUGUUUAAAGAAUUUUGUUUGUUGUUUAUCAACCAGUUCUAAUGAGCAUUAUUUUUUUUAUCAACAGUUUCCAACAAGCAAUUAAUAUGGAAGGAGGGGAAUGCAUUUGAGCCUGUACUGUGUACUUAGGGAAAAAAAAUCUGCUGACUGUAGUGGUUUUGUUUUUGUUUUUUUUCCUCUUCCACACCGUGGUGCAAACUCGUUUAUCUCUCAUCACCUUUCUGUUUUAAUUCUGUGAAACCUGGAAAUAAAUUCUUUUCUACCAAUGGGGUAACAA